AAUAACAACAUGGGCAAAGGAGAUCCUAAGAAGCCGAGAGGCAAAAUGUCAUCAUAUGCAUUCUUUGUGCAAACUUGUCGGGAGGAGCACAAGAAGAAGCACCCAGAUGCUUCAGUCAACUUCUCAGAGUUUUCUAAGAAGUGCUCAGAGAGGUGGAAGACCAUGUCUGCUAAAGAGAAAGGAAAAUUUGAAGACAUGGCAAAGGCGGACAAGGCCCGUUAUGAAAGAGAAAUGAAAACCUAUAUUCCUCCUAAAGGGGAAACAAAAAAGAAGUUCAAGGAUCCCAAUGCACCCAAGAGGCCUCCUUCGGCCUUUUUCUUGUUCUGUUCUGAGUAUCACCCCAAAAUCAAAGGAGAGCAUCCCGGCCUAUCCAUUGGCGAUGUUGCAAAGAAACUGGGAGAGAUGUGGAACAACACCGCUGCAGAUGAUAAGCAGCCUUAUGAAAAGAAGGCGGCUAAACUGAAGGAAAAAUAUGAAAAGGAUAUUGCUGCAUACUGA
Cynocephalus volans (Philippine flying lemur) is the source of this 498-nucleotide messenger RNA. RefSeq names its product high mobility group protein B1-like. Lineage: Eukaryota; Metazoa; Chordata; Mammalia; Dermoptera; Cynocephalidae. Gene Ontology annotation, cellular component: nucleus. The record is from RefSeq and is a predicted model, not a curated record. Gene Ontology annotation, biological process: regulation of transcription by RNA polymerase II. The transcript has a single exon. Gene Ontology annotation, molecular function: DNA binding, bending. Bases 10 to 498 code for a protein of 162 amino acids.